CCCGACUUGGCGAAAACUGCCGGUGGUGGCAGUCCGUCUUUGAGUGAGGCAUGCUUUUCUGCUUACUCCUUCUUUCCUUUCAGUAGAUUCAGCAGAUUGCUGUCCGGCGAAUUAUUUUUCGGUGAAAAGUUACACCCCAAAAAAGAAUACGGAUUUGGAUACGCUGUGAAGAUGCAAAUCUUCGUGAAAACCCUCACGGGCAAGACCAUCACUCUUGAGGUCGAGCCUAGUGACACGAUCGAGAAUGUCAAGGCAAAAAUCCAGGACAAGGAAGGAAUCCCCCCAGAUCAGCAGAGGCUUAUCUUUGCCGGAAAGCAGCUCGAGGAUGGGAGGACGUUGAGCGAUUAUAACAUCCAAAAAGAGUCCACCCUUCAUCUCGUCCUCCGCCUCAGAGGGGGGGCGAAGAAAAGGAAGAAGAAAAAUUACACGACUCCUAAGAAAAUUAAACAUAAGAAGAAGAAGGUUAAGUUGCCCGUUCUUAAGUACUACAAGGUUGACGAAAACGGAAAGAUCCACCGUUUGAGAAGAGAGUGCCCUAGCGAAUCCUGUGGAGCUGGAAUUUUUAUGGCUUCAAUGGAAGACCGACAUUAUUGUGGGAAAUGCGGGGCGACUUAUGUUUAUAACGCAUAAAAGGUGUAGUUAAACUUUUUGAGAAACUUUCAAAAUAAAUCUUGAGUAAGUUCUAUUCGAGGAA
This is a messenger RNA of Folsomia candida, 694 nucleotides long. RefSeq names its product ubiquitin (gene RpS27A). Gene Ontology annotation, cellular component: nucleus; ribosome; cytoplasm. The transcript is spliced from 3 exons. Gene Ontology annotation, molecular function: structural constituent of ribosome; protein tag activity; ubiquitin protein ligase binding. The coding region runs from base 172 to 630 and encodes 152 amino acids. The record is from RefSeq and is a predicted model, not a curated record. Gene Ontology annotation, biological process: protein ubiquitination; modification-dependent protein catabolic process; translation. NCBI's taxonomy places the organism in Eukaryota, Metazoa, Arthropoda, Collembola, Entomobryomorpha, Isotomidae.